CCCAGCCGCCCGCCGCCUCUCCGCGGCCCGACCCCGCGCACCUGCCCGGCCGCUGCGGAGACAGAGGAUAAUAUAACCUCCUUCAAAAAUGGAAGAUGGAAAGCCAGUUUGGGCACCACACCCCACAGAUGGAUUUCAGAUGGGCAAUAUUGUGGAUAUUGGUCCUGACAGCCUAACAAUUGAACCUUUGAGCCAAAAAGGCAAGACAUUUUUGGCUCUCAUAAACCAAGUAUUCCCUGCAGAAGAGGACAGUAAAAAAGAUGUGGAAGAUAAUUGUUCACUAAUGUACUUAAAUGAAGCUACGCUGCUCCAUAAUAUCAAGGUCCGAUAUAGUAAAGACAGAAUUUAUACAUAUGUCGCCAACAUUCUGAUUGCAGUGAACCCAUACUUUGAUCUACCUAAAAUAUAUUCUUCAGAUACAAUAAAGUCAUAUCAAGGAAAAUCUCUUGGGACAAUGCCACCUCAUGUCUUUGCAAUUGCUGAUAAGGCUUUUCGGGACAUGAAGGUGCUAAAGAUGAGCCAGUCUAUCAUUGUGUCUGGAGAAUCUGGAGCUGGGAAAACAGAAAAUACAAAAUUUGUUCUAAGGUACCUGACUGAAUCCUAUGGAACGGGUCAAGAUAUUGAUGAUAGAAUUGUUGAAGCAAAUCCACUAUUAGAAGCCUUUGGAAAUGCAAAGACUGUUCGCAACAAUAAUAGCAGUCGAUUUGGAAAAUUUGUAGAGAUUCAUUUUAAUGAAAAGAGCUCAGUUGUUGGAGGAUUUGUUUCACAUUAUCUUCUAGAGAAAUCCAGGAUCUGUGUUCAAGGCAAAGAGGAAAGGAAUUACCAUAUCUUUUAUAGGCUCUGUGCUGGAGCUUCGGAAGACAUUAGCGAAAAACUUCAUUUGAGCUCUCCAGAUAACUUUCGGUACUUAAACCGAGGCUGCACUAGAUACUUCGCUAACAAAGAAACUGACAAACAGAUUUUACAGAACCGCAGAAGUCCUGAGUAUGUUAAGGCAGGUUCCUUGAAAGAUCCUCUAUUAGAUGACCAUGGAGACUUUAUUAGGAUGUGCACAGCCAUGAAAAAAAUUGGUUUGGAUGACGAAGAGAAGCUUGAUCUGUUUCGAGUGGUGGCUGGGGUCCUUCAUCUUGGGAACAUUGAUUUUGAGGAAGCUGGCAGCACCUCAGGUGGCUGUAAUCUGAAAAAUAAAUCUACUCCAUCCUUGGAAUACUGUGCUGAGUUACUGGGCUUGGACCAAGAUGAUCUUCGUGUAAGUUUAACCACCAGAGUCAUGCUCACGACAGCAGGGGGCACCAAAGGGACCGUUAUAAAGGUCCCACUGAAAGUGGAGCAAGCCAACAAUGCUCGUGACGCGCUGGCAAAGACAGUCUAUAGCCAUCUUUUUGAUCACGUGGUCAAUAGAGUAAAUCAGUGCUUUCCUUUUGAAACUUCCUCGUAUUUUAUUGGUGUCCUGGAUAUUGCUGGUUUUGAGUACUUUGAGCAUAACAGUUUUGAACAAUUUUGCAUCAACUAUUGCAAUGAAAAACUUCAACAGUUUUUUAAUGAAAGGAUUCUGAAGGAGGAGCAAGAACUCUAUCAGAAAGAAGGCUUAGGUGUUAAUGAAGUGCAUUAUGUGGAUAAUCAGGACUGCAUAGAUUUAAUUGAAGUGAAAUUAGUGGGAAUACUAGAUAUUUUGGAUGAAGAAAACCGCCUUCCACAGCCAAGUGACCAGCACUUUACAUCUGCUGUUCACCAGAAGCACAAGGACCACUUCCGACUCACUAUUCCCAGGAAAUCCAAGCUGGCAAUUCAUAGGAAUCUCAGAGAUGACGAAGGUUUCAUCAUCAGGCAUUUUGCAGGGGCAGUGUGCUAUGAAACAACUCAGUUUGUGGAGAAGAAUAAUGAUGCAUUACAUAUGUCUCUUGAAUCCUUAAUAUGUGAAUCCAAAGAUAAGUUUAUACGGGCAUUAUUUGAAUCAUCCACAAAUAACAACAGAGAUACUAAACAAAAAGCAGGAAAACUUAGCUUUAUCAGCGUUGGAAACAAGUUUAAGACGCAGUUAAAUUUACUUCUGGAUAAACUUCGAAGUACUGGAGCAAGCUUCAUUCGUUGCAUCAAACCUAAUUUAAAGAUGACAAGUCACCACUUUGAAGGUGCUCAGAUUCUCUCACAACUUCAGUGUUCAGGUAUGGUGUCUGUGUUGGACUUAAUGCAAGGUGGUUUUCCAUCACGAGCUUCAUUUCAUGAACUCUACAACAUGUACAAAAAGUAUAUGCCAGAUAAACUUGCAAGACUGGAUCCAAGGCUGUUUUGUAAGGCUCUUUUUAAAGCUUUGGGCCUAAAUGAAAUUGACUACAAGUUUGGAUUAACAAAAGUAUUUUUUAGACCUGGCAAGUUUGCAGAAUUUGAUCAGAUUAUGAAGUCUGACCCAGAUCAUUUAGCAGAGUUGGUUAAAAGAGUCAAUCACUGGCUAGUCUGUAGUCGCUGGAAGAAAGUUCAGUGGUGUUCGCUCUCAGUCAUCAAAUUGAAAAACAAAAUAAAAUAUCGAGCUGAAGCUUGCAUUAAAAUGCAGAAAACUAUUCGAAUGUGGCUUUGCAAAAGGAGACACAAACCUCGAAUUGAUGGCCUGGUGAAGGUAGGCACACUGAAAAAACGACUUGAUAAAUUUAAUGAAGUAGUGAGCGCAUUGAAAGAUGGAAAGCCAGAGGUGAACAGACAAAUCAGAGAUCUUGAAAUUUCUAUUGAUGCUCUGAUGGCCAAGAUUAAGUCCACCAUGAUGACAAGAGAACAAAUACAGAGAGAAUAUGAUGCACUGGUUAAAAGCUCGGAGCAACUCCUUAGCGCAUUGCAGAAAAAGAAACAGCAAGAAGAGGAAGCAGAAAGACUGAGGCGCAUUCAAGAAGAAAUGGAGAAAGAAAGAAAAAGACGUGAAGAAGAUGAACAACGUCGGAGAAAGGAGGAAGAGGAAAGGAAGAUGAAACUUGAGAUGGAAGCCAAGAGAAAACAAGAAGAGGAAGAGAGAAAGAAGAGGGAAGAUGAUGAGAAACGUAUACAGGCAGAGGUGGAGGAGCAGCUGGCCAAGCAGCGCCAGGAGGAGUCCCAGCAGCAGGCUGUGUUGGAGCAGGAGCGCAGGGACAGGGAGCUAGCCCUGCGGAUCGUCCAGAGCGAGUCAGAGCUCAUCAGUGACGAGGCCCAGGGCGACCUGGCACUCCGCAGCUUGAAUUCCUGUCCUGUAACUUCUAAAAAUGAUGGAACAAGACCCAAAAUGACCCCGGAACAAAUGGCCAAAGAAAUGUCAGAAAUUUUGAGUAGAGGCCCUGCUGUACUGGCCACCAAGGCAGCUGCUGGUUCCAAGAAGCAUGAUCUUAGUAAAUGGAAAUAUGCAGAACUGCGUGACACCAUCAAUACUUCUUGUGAUAUUGAGCUCCUGGCAGCAUGCAGAGAAGAGUUCCACAGGAGGCUCAAAGUGUACCAUGCGUGGAAGUCUAAGAACAAGAAGAGAAACACAGAGACAGAGCAGCGUGCGCCCAAGUCUGUUACUGAUUAUGAUUUUGCACCAUUUUUGAACAGUUCACCCCAGCAGAAUCCCUCAGCUCAGUUGCCAGCCCGGCAGCAGGAGAUCGAGGUGAACCGGCAGCAGCGCUUCUUCCGCAUCCCGUUCAUCCGCCCCGCGGACCAAUACAAAGACCCACAGAGCAAGAAGAAAGGCUGGUGGUAUGCCCAUUUUGAUGGACCAUGGAUUGCCCGGCAAAUGGAACUCCAUCCUGACAAGCCACCCAUCCUUCUUGUAGCUGGUAAGGAUGAUAUGGAGAUGUGCGAGCUGAAUCUUGAGGAGACGGGCCUCACUCGGAAGCGGGGUGCUGAGAUUCUGCCAAGACAAUUUGAAGAGAUCUGGGAACGCUGUGGAGGCAUCCAGUACCUUCAGAAUGCAAUAGAGAGCAGACAAGCUCGGCCUACAUAUGCCACAGCCAUGCUGCAGAGUCUUUUAAAGUAGAGCUUGCACACUAGCCAGCCUCACAGCGGGUUCUGGCCUUGCACACCAUGUAGCUUUACAUUGAGUCCUGGCCUUGGUACCAGAUAGGGAGUAUGCACAAAACAUCUAACUUUUCAUUGCUCAUGUUAGAAUUUCUUUCAUAAAGUGAACAGGUUUAUUAAUCAUGGCUUUUUGUUAACUUGUUUCAACUUAAUUGUUGUGAUAGUGAAUUUGAGACCUAGAAAUAAUAUUCCUGUGUAAAGCGGAAGCUCUUAAAUGUCUCAUUAUUCUGAUGUUUGUUACAUUUGGACAGAUCCUCAUUCUUUGCACAUUGGCAUUAAGCUCAUCAUGUUUGUUCUCAAUGUAAAGAAAAUUAAUAUAAAAUUUCGAAGUGCUUGAUUUUUAAUGAUGACACAGUACCUUUAUAACUGGAAUAAUGGAAUUUUAACUUAAAUUUCACACAAAAAUUAAGGCACUUAAAAUGAUCAAGGCACUGAUGAUUUUUUUUUUUUUUGCACCUUUUCAGAAAUCUGUCGAGAUGAAUCUUACCCUUCCUUUGCAGUGUGCCUAAGCCCAAGGGAAACCAAGGUCCCUGGGGUCUAGAGUCUAGAAAGAGCCUUAGUGUGCUGAGCAUAUUGUGAGGUGCUGACAGGCCUGACACAGGUCUGGGGUGCUUGUCUCCCAAGCUGCGCAUCCUUACAUCCUCCAUGAUUAAGUAACGUAAAUUCAGAUAGUGUGAGUGCCUGAAGGUUUUGACAUAGCUUGUUUCAUGUAAGAAGGGACAGUGAACAGGUGGCACUGUGGCUUCACUGGAUUCUUUCAGUUUCAUCUCAGUGAUAAUUUUUGAGUCAGAAUCGUGUCCAGGUUAUUUUAUAUGAUUUUUGCUGGGGUCUGCUCCAGAUAUCUCUCACCCUUUUCAUUCUUGGUAUCAUGGUUUUUUGUGGGAGGGGGCUUUGAGACUUUGGUAAUUAUAGAGCUGUUUUAUAAACUUUACAAUUCAAAAGUCCUGUACUUAGAGAUUGAUUGUUUUAUGUUGCAGGUGAUUAAAAAAACUGUGUGCUGCUAGUCAUGAUUAGAUGUCAGCAGUUUUAAACCUAAUAUUUAUAACUGUAAUAUUAGGAAUUUAGAGACAAAUACAUUAAGGAGUUAUGUUGACAUCCAAAGGUGUCUUUGUUUGUAUUUUAGAAUAAAAACAGAAAGUAAAAUGAUCUCUGCACUUUUGUUUCUGUUUUUAAACACCCCAGUCUUUGAAAUGAAAUUUCAUUUUUUUUCUAGUAAAAUACUUCAGUUUGGAAAAUAUCCCUUAGAUGAUGAGAUUAAUGUUUAGAAGCCACAAGCACUAUUUUCAGAAUCGCUUCUCUUCUGAUGUCUCAGUACAGAAAUAUUUAUUUAUUAUGAUACUGUGCAAAUGAUUGCCUUUUGUUGAAACAAAGUGACCCUGUCUGUGUUAUUCACUGAGAAUGUAAAUGUGAUUAUCUUUUGAAGGUUGGUCACUGCUUCAGUUUACCCACUGUUGGGUCAUUUGGUUCUGUGAUUGGUGACAGGAGGUGACUGAAAUAAAUGACCUACUCUUUCUCUUC
Jaculus jaculus (lesser Egyptian jerboa) is the source of this 5532-nucleotide messenger RNA. RefSeq names its product myosin VI (gene Myo6). Gene Ontology annotation, cellular component: myosin complex; ruffle; cytoplasm. The record is from RefSeq and is a predicted model, not a curated record. Gene Ontology annotation, molecular function: ATP binding; microfilament motor activity; actin filament binding. The coding region runs from base 89 to 3973 and encodes 1294 amino acids. The transcript has 36 exons. Lineage: Eukaryota; Metazoa; Chordata; Mammalia; Rodentia; Dipodidae. Gene Ontology annotation, biological process: actin filament organization; inner ear auditory receptor cell differentiation; endocytosis.